This is a messenger RNA of Nelumbo nucifera (sacred lotus), 1549 nucleotides long. RefSeq lists its product as uncharacterized. The record is from RefSeq and is a predicted model, not a curated record. Gene Ontology annotation, molecular function: protein binding. NCBI's taxonomy places the organism in Eukaryota, Viridiplantae, Streptophyta, Magnoliopsida, Proteales, Nelumbonaceae.
AAUCCACUUCAGUACCUACAGAAAUACACACACUGGGAGCUUGAACUUUACCAUUGCUCUUGUUCGGAUGAGUCCAGCAGUGAAUCGGAGAUCGCCAUCUCGGCGUGGUUCAUCGGAGCGUUCGGAGUCUCCAGUGAGGGGACGGGGUUCUCCUCGUAGGAGGAGUCCAUCUCGUAGAGAAAGGUCCCCUGCUCGACAAAGGAGUUCUCCGAAAACCAGGUCUCCUGUUGGUAGAACCAAUUCAUCCCACAAAGCGAGGUCGCCCGCAAGAGAGAAGCUUUCAUCUCGAGAUAGGUCCCCGAAAAAUGCGCGGUCGACUUCACCCGUUUCGGGUUCUCCUUCACCGCGUACGAAACGUCUAAGGCGAGAACAAGCCCAGCGAGAGGAGGAAAGAGUCUCUGAAAGGGAACGCGAGAGGAAUGGGAGCAGUAGGGAUAGUGACAAUGUGAGGCAUAAGGAUAGGAGUGUAGACAGAGAAGUUCCCAGCGGUAGAAGUGAGAGAAGGUCAACAAGGGAUAAAGUUAAUGGAGGAGGUUCUUCUAGGUCAAAACGUGAGCGGUCAACCUCGCCGAGUGAUCGUGGACGCAGGAACAGACAUAGUUCUCGCUCUCCUCCCAGGGCUAAGACUGAAGCACGUCACGAGGUAACAAACUCAAGAGAAGAUGAACAGUAUAGCAGGGAUAGUGAGAAUGAUUCAAUAGCUAAGAUGAAGGCUGCUGAGGAGGCUCUAGAAACCAAGCAGAAGCAAAAACCUUCAUUUGAGCUGUCUGGGAAGCUUGCUGCAGAAACAAAUCGAGUAAGGGGUGUGACAAUGCUAUUUAAUGAGCCACCAGAUGCACGCAAGCCAGACAUAAGAUGGAGACUAUAUGUUUUCAAGGCUGGUGAAGUGCUCAAUGAGCCCCUUUACAUACAUCGCCAGAGCUGUUACCUUUUUGGGAGAGAAAGAAGGGUGGCAGACAUCCCUACAGAUCACCCUUCCUGUAGCAAGCAACAUGCUGUCGUUCAGUUCCGGCAAGUGGAAAAAGAGCAACCUGAUGGCAGAUUGUUAAAGCAACCGAGAGUAUGUAAUGUUGCACGAGAACUCAGUGGAGUAAUGAGUAUGGAUAUGGCCUGUGGAGCCCUCGAACUAAUUCACUGCGAUUGUGCUCUUUGGCACACUAAAGAUCCAGGGAUGUUCCACUUGCACAAUUGUAGGUUCUGCCUGUUGCAAGGCAUUCACAAUCCAAUUCAACUGUUUCAAGCUUUUCGGUUCUGGCUACUAAAUAGUGGUUCUAACUUUAGAUUGUGCAGAUUUAUCCCCUUUAUGGUUGAAGCUCCUGAAACUACAAGGAUAUUCUGUAAAAUGCUGAAUUUUAUGAACCAGAUAGCGUUAGCCGUGGCCAUUUUAGAGCAAGUUCUGUUUUAUUUGCUCUUGCCUUCCAGAAUGCAAGUAGAUAAUCUGACGAGGUUUAAUCAUCUGAAAGCCAUUAUCUGAGUAUAGAUUUCUUUUGGACUAAGAUAUUCCUGUCAAUUUUUGGGUAUAUUUGUCUUGGGUUGCGGUGAUUUUCUU